This is a messenger RNA of Stomoxys calcitrans (stable fly), 1674 nucleotides long. It is a transcript of the gene GXIVsPLA2, whose product is annotated as group XIIB secretory phospholipase A2-like protein. NCBI's taxonomy places the organism in Eukaryota, Metazoa, Arthropoda, Insecta, Diptera, Muscidae. The coding region runs from base 4 to 810 and encodes 268 amino acids. Gene Ontology annotation, molecular function: calcium ion binding; A2-type glycerophospholipase activity. Gene Ontology annotation, biological process: arachidonate secretion; phospholipid metabolic process; lipid catabolic process. The transcript has 2 exons. Gene Ontology annotation, cellular component: extracellular region. The record is from RefSeq and is a predicted model, not a curated record.
CAAAUGUCAGUCAUACAUUGCCAGUCAAUUGCAACGAAAGUAAAAAAAUUGUCCCAAGCUAGAAGAAAAAAAAAACAACAAUACCAAAAGGCGAAACAUAACAAACUAGCAGAGAUGAAUUUUUCAUACAUGAAAAUAGCGAUUUACGUGUUAACGUUCAUAACAUACGCGUACUCCGGCUAUGGAUCCAGUACCAUUGCGCACUUACGUGAUGCCAUCAUUGCGGCUGAGGCUAUAUUUGGAGAUGUCUUCUCAAAUCUCAUCACCCUAAGCAAAAAGUUCCGCACCGUUCACGAGGUAUUUGAUGCGGCGGUAGAGGAAACUUGUGUUUUCAAGUGCCCCACAGAGCAAGGAGCGGCAGAUAUACGACCAAUUCAAAAUAAACUAUAUACUCCCACCUCCGAUGGAUGUGGUUCCUUGGGUCUACGCAUUAGCACGGAGUAUUUGCCAGCGGUAGAAAUGGAAACAUGCUGUAAUGCUCAUGAUAUUUGCUACGACACCUGCAAUAGUGACAAAGAACUCUGUGAUCUCGAUUUUAAGCGUUGCCUUUACAAACACUGCGAUACUUAUGACAAGUCUUUAGCUGGAGAUCUGAUGAUAAAAGGUUGUAAGGCUGCAGCAAAGAUGCUUUUUACAGGCACUAUUACUCUCGGUUGUAAAUCCUACCUGGAUUCACAAAAACGCACCUGUUAUUGUGCGCCACCUAAACCGCAGCGAGACGAGAAGCCUUACUACAAAAAUAGCAACGGUGAAAAGUAUUACAAGGGCAAGAAACCAAAGUAUGGCUGGAAGGAUCCUAACGAUAUGUAGUGUCAAUGUAAUUGGCAUAUGCACCAAAGACAUCGCUUUAUGAUAUAGUAUUUUCUGUGUUUCUAUUCCACUAAAUGUUUUAUUGUAAAUAUAGAGGAAUCGGAUUGACGUAUCAACACCAAUGUAAACAAGUAAUAGUUUUAAGCACUUACCAUAAACAUAGAUAAAAAACAGACUAUGCAAAUUGUAAAAAUUAAAACUUUAAAGAACACUCACGCUCAAAACCGCGUGGAUUCAUACCAUUCAUUGGUUCAUAUCAUUUAAGUGCUUUAAGUAUGGUAGAAAAGCUUCGGUCAUUAAGCUCGUCUCACAGUGGUUGGUGUGUUUCAAAAGAUAAAUAAACGAAAAAUUGUGAAUAAUAGAUCUUCGCCCCAAAAAGUAAAAAAAACUUGAAAUUAAAAAUUCGGCAGAGCCGGGCAGGACUCUGAUCUGGACACUCAGAGCAACAGGGAAAGCCGUUGCCGUUGCCUAUCGCCUGAAGCCACAAAUAAAACUUUCAAAAGAUGUACUAAUGAUAUGUGUAUACCAUGGAGGCAAUUGUAGUUACAUGGAAAAUAAAUCCAUCAUUGGAACGAAAACACAUGCGGUGGAAAAGAACAGUUAGUGUGAAAUGUGUUGGUUAGUGCUGUACUUACAUCGUUGACACGUUUUUGCUGUAUAUUCGAUAGAAGCAUGACCUACCAAUGAAUGGCCCUUGAAUCCUCCACACCUAAUAUGGUUAAAUAAGUUCCCCAACCAAGGACGAAACGCGUCUCUAAGUGGUUGAUGUGCUGUGAUCUCUGCCUUUCCUUAUCCAUUGCAAACAAAUCUUCGAUUUUUAAGUCUUGGAAGAAUAAACGAAUAAACGAAAAGUUAUGGAAUGAA